CACUUGAUAUUGCAAGGUGUGGUACUAGUUUGAAUUGGCUUUGAUUAUCUCGUUCUGUAUUUCCUUAGCUAACAAAUGAAGAGAGACUAUAUACUAAAUGAAUGAUCGACCAUUAAAAGCUACGAUGUUGAACAGUUGGUUGCUUGAUUCAUGUUGUGAAAGCAAAAUCAUGUAUUGUACUUCGAUAUUUCCCCACUACUUAUCUUUUGAUAUCUUGCAGAGGAAUGAGUUAUUUGCAUGAGAAGUAGUUUGUUUCUUUACCUUUCUCUCUAUUAUGUUCUAAUGGAUAUAGUUUUGUUUUUUUAGGUGAUUCUUUAUAUAAUGUCUGAAAACAUGUCUGAAGAGGAAAUGGAAAGAGAAGAUGAAGAAUAUCAUGAAGCCAUUAAGUUACUAUUGAUGGCAAUACAAGCAAUAGUUCAAGUGCUAAAUGCGUUAAUGGUUAUUAUACAUGAUGAUCAUAUUGAACGUCCAUUGGCUCGACGACCUAUUAGUAGAACUGGAUACGAUUAUAUUAACAAGGUAUUGAAUGAGGAUCCUCAAGAAUUUCGAGUGCUAUAUAGGAUGUAUCUGGAUGUUUUCUUAAAGCUAUAUGACGUCCUUACGGAAAAGACGCAUUUGAAGGGUGCAAGAUUUAUUUGUAUUGAAGAAAUGGUUGCUACAUUUCCACUCACUAUUGGUCAAAAUUCUCGAUAUUGCCAAACUCGGGACACAUUUUGGCAGUCACAUUUUACAACAAGCAAAAAUUUCAACAAUGUUUUGAAGGCCUUGAACACAAUUGCACCAGAUUUGAUGGUCCAACCUAGAUCCACGGUGCCUACUAAAAUAAGAGAAAGUACAAGAUUUUACCCUUAUUUUAAGGUUAGUAAUUAGUACUUAUCUUAACCAUGUCCUGAUUAAACUUGUUUCACAAACAUAUUCUUAGCUAUGUAUUGACUCUUAUAAUUAUUUUAGGAUUGUGUUGGAGCUAUUGAUGGAACACAUAUACCAGCAAUGGUAUUGGGACUCGAAGUAGCAAGCUAUCGUGAUCGUCAUGGUAAAAUAUCACAAAAUGUAUUAGUUGCUUGUAACUUUGAUUUGGAAUUCGUAUAUAUUCUUAGCGGAUGGGAGGGUUCAGCUCAUGACUCCAAACUAUUACAUGAUGCUGUAUCAAGGAGGAACGGACUUAAAGUGCCAGAAGGUAAAUUUUUUCUAGUGGAUUGUGGAUUUGCAAAUCGUCGUCAAAUUUUAGCUCUGUUUCAAGGUGUUCGAUAUCAUCUCCAAGAUUUUGCUGGGUUGCACAACUUUCUUCGCAAGGAGUGUUGUUCUGAUGAAUUUCCAAUCGGACUGGAAGAUGAUGAAUCUGAAGAUGAAGAAAAUGAUGAUGAACUAGGUAAUCAAACUCAAGAGCAACAACGACAAAUUGCUAAUGCAUGGAGAGCUGGCAUAGCUACAAAUAUGUGGACAGAUGUUGUGAGUGAUAGCAUUCAAAGAUGAGAAAUAGAGAAUUAAUUGUUUUUA
Pyrus x bretschneideri (Chinese white pear) is the source of this 1497-nucleotide messenger RNA. RefSeq lists its product as uncharacterized. NCBI's taxonomy places the organism in Eukaryota, Viridiplantae, Streptophyta, Magnoliopsida, Rosales, Rosaceae. The coding region runs from base 991 to 1473 and encodes 160 amino acids. The record is from RefSeq and is a predicted model, not a curated record. The transcript is spliced from 3 exons.